GUAAGAAGCCUCAAAUGGCGGAAGAAGAGAAGGAGAAGGAGAAGAAUCUGAAGAAUAAUCAGAAUGCAAGGAAAAGAAAAAGGAAAGACGUCUUCAUCUAUGGAAAUUACAAAAGCUACUAUGGCUACCGUAUUCAAGAUUUCAGCCUUCCUGUAGAGGGAGUCGGCUUGGGUGGGUUCUGAGUCGACUCGAGCAAGUGAAACUUGGAAAUCGUUUCAAUUUCCGAAUUGGGCAUGACAAGAGCGAAGAUCCACGACUCGCUAUGUUAAACAAGGAAUGGUUUGAAGACAAAGAUUGCUUGGAUAUCGGCUGCAAUCAAGGCCUUAUUACCAUCGCCAUUGCAAAAAAGUUCUCUUGUCGAAGCAUUCUCGGAGUAGAUAUUGAUGCUAGUUUAGUUGAGAAUGCGAAUUGGAACCUUAGAAGGAUAGCUAGAAUGGAAAAUGCCAGUGGCAAAUCUGUCAAUGCCAGCACACCAGAUCUUUUGGAGAGAGUAAAUGGCUUGGACCAAAAUACUUGUGCAUCUUUAGGUGAGGUAGCAGUGGAUCUUCCAAAAGAACCUAGUCCGUUGAAGGAGCACACUCUACUUGAAAGAGUUUCAUUUCAAACGGAGAAUAUCAUCAAGAGCAUGAAUGCGUGCUGGGAGAAGUAUAACACAAUUCUUUGUUUGAGCGUAACAAAGUGGAUCCAUCUGAACUGGGGCGAUGAUGGAUUGAUUACUUUAUUUGUGAAGAUUUGGAGACUUCUUCGACCGGGAGGCAUUCUUAUAUUGGAACCUCAACCUUGGAAGUCAUAUAAAAAUAACCGCCUGGUAUCCGAGACAGCGAAAUAUAACUUCAAUUGUAUAUUGUUCAAGCCAGAGAUGUUUCAGGAAUUACUAUUGGAUAAGGCGUUCUUCAUGCGGGAUAUAUCUGUUGGACUGAUUGGAUGCCAUACGUACUAUGGUGGGCCCUACAUGAGUCACCAGCAUGAUUGGGUUUAGGACGGUAGAGACCAUUACCAACAAUACACCGGGAAGUGUUGUGGGAUUUGAUCGGCCCAUUUUCGUCUUCCACAAAUGAUAAUGCUCAAAGAGAGUUUCUAUUUACAACUGCACGUCUUUAUUUUCUACU
Messenger RNA from Magnolia sinica, 1109 nucleotides. RefSeq names its product probable RNA methyltransferase At5g51130. The coding region runs from base 263 to 979 and encodes 238 amino acids. NCBI's taxonomy places the organism in Eukaryota, Viridiplantae, Streptophyta, Magnoliopsida, Magnoliales, Magnoliaceae. The record is from RefSeq and is a predicted model, not a curated record. Gene Ontology annotation, molecular function: O-methyltransferase activity; snRNA binding; RNA methyltransferase activity. Gene Ontology annotation, biological process: snRNA modification. The transcript is spliced from 10 exons.